Molecule: messenger RNA, 946 nt
Organism: Drosophila ananassae
Lineage: Eukaryota; Metazoa; Arthropoda; Insecta; Diptera; Drosophilidae
Gene: GstO3
Product: pyrimidodiazepine synthase
Exons: 2
Coding region: 97-843 (248 amino acids)
Biological process (GO): glutathione metabolic process
Cellular component (GO): cytoplasm
Molecular function (GO): glutathione transferase activity; glutathione dehydrogenase (ascorbate) activity
Source: RefSeq, a predicted model, not a curated record
AAUAAAUACAGAGCGCCGUCGAAGAAAAACUUUAGUUGACAAAGAAACGUUGACUGGUUAAGUGAAUUUUUUACUUUAAUUUGCUUUUUGCGGUUUAUGUUAAAAGCCAUCAUGAGUUCUGGUUUCCACCUGGCUAAAGGAUCCCCCAAACCCACUCUGCCCGAAGAUGGCCUUCUCCGCCUGUUCUCCAUGCGCUUCUGUCCUUACGCCCAGCGGGCCCAUCUCGUCCUGAACGCCAAGAACAUCAAAUACCACACCGUCUACAUCAAUCUCACCGAGAAGCCGGAAUGGCUGGUGGACUACAGCGCUCUCCUAAAGGUUCCAGCUCUGCAGUUGCCGGGCGAGAAGGGCCAGCCCUCGCUCAUUGAGUCGCUGGUGAUUGCCGAGUACCUGGAUGAGAAGUACCCUCAGAACCCGCUGCUGCCCAAGGAUCCCCUGAAGAAGGCCCAGGACAAGAUCCUGGUAGAAUGCUUCAGUGGAAUCACUGGUGCCUUCAUGAAGAUUCUCACCCAGAAUGCCAAUAUCGAAGAAUUUUGGGUGGCGCUGGAUAUUUUCGAGCAGGAGAUUACCAAACGGGGAACACCCUACUUUGGUGGUGACAAGCCCGGCUUUGUGGACUACAUGAUCUGGCCCUGGCUGGAGCGCCUGCCUGUGCUGGAGUUUGCCACAAAGGAGAGCUACAGCUUCGAUGAGAAGCGUUUCGCCAACGUCUCCAAGCUUAUCAAGCUUUUGAAGGAGGAUGCGGUGGUGAAGUCCUUCUACGCUACUCCGGAGCAGCACCUGGAGUUCUGGCGCACCCGCAAGGCAGGCAAAGCCAACUACGAUCUUUUGGCUUCCUUGUAGUUUGAGAUUUAAAGCUAAAUAACUUUAAUUUAACUAAAAAUAUUUAAUGAAAAGUUAUCUAAAAAUUACUACAAAAAAUACAAAAAUAUUUAAAAAUCUAAGA